Culicoides brevitarsis is the source of this 883-nucleotide messenger RNA. It is a transcript of the gene Cpr66D, whose product is annotated as cuticle protein. The transcript is spliced from 3 exons. Bases 119 to 877 code for a protein of 252 amino acids. The record is from RefSeq and is a predicted model, not a curated record. Lineage: Eukaryota; Metazoa; Arthropoda; Insecta; Diptera; Ceratopogonidae. Gene Ontology annotation, cellular component: extracellular matrix.
UUUCAUUGCACAUUUAAUUUCUUAUAAAUAGUGGUUGCGAUCGGUUGUCGGAGUGCAAAACAAUUGAACCAGCAUUAAGAAGUGUUAAAAAAUAUUUUUGUGAAAAAAAGCUAAAAUCAUGCGGAUAAUUUGCAUAGCAACACUUUUCGUCGUAGUUUACUUCUACAAUCCAAUUACGGCGCAACAAGCUGUCGAUCCAGCGUAUCUCAGGCAAUAUUAUGCACAAUUGCAGCAACAACAGCAACGUGGCGUUCAGGAAAGCACACCGAUUCACGAAAGUCAAGCUGAUGCCGCGCCGGCUCAGCAAUAUCAACCUCAAGCGCAGCGUCAAUAUCAAGUGCAACGUCCUGCCCAACAACCACAGCCCGUAGCGCGUCAAUAUCAACCAGAGCAGUACCAACCUCAAGCUUAUUCCGCUCCAAAGAAAGCCGCUGCCAAACUUCGCGUGCAACAACAACAAUCUGAAGAAGAAGAGGAAGAAUACGAAAGCAACCCCUCGUACCAAUUCGGUUUCGAUGUGAAAGACGACGAAUUCACCAACUACCAAAAUCGCAAAGAGCAACGUGACGACUCGGGAAUCAUCCAAGGAAGUUAUCAAGUUGUCGAUUCUGAUGGAUUUAUUCGUACCGUCAAGUACACAGCGCAUCCCAAGGAAGGAUUCAAGGCUGAAGUUAUUCGUACCCCGACUGAUAUCGUCAUUAAGAUGCCCGAAGAUGUGAAAGCGCAACAAGAACAGGAAUUCAGACGUGCUCCAGCUCAACAAAAUUAUCAGAAUCACAGACCGCAACAACAAGAAGCGCAUGUUCAAGGUGCCGGCGCGAGAUACAGAUUGCCCAGCAUUCCCGAUAACGUGAGACAAGCCUAUAGACAAGAGUAAAUUUCC